Daldinia caldariorum is the source of this 1810-nucleotide messenger RNA. RefSeq lists its product as uncharacterized. Bases 294 to 1232 code for a protein of 312 amino acids. The transcript has a single exon. Lineage: Eukaryota; Fungi; Ascomycota; Sordariomycetes; Xylariales; Hypoxylaceae. The record is from RefSeq and is a predicted model, not a curated record.
ACGACUCCCACGCCGGCUACGGUAACUUCGGCCUUUCCUGGUCUGGCCUAGGUAUGUAUAUCUGGCCUGUCGACUACCGCGCAUAGGUCCAUUAAAAAUCCACGAGAGCCCAUAAAAAAAGGUCAGAUGGUUGGGUUGCACUGGUUGCACACGACUCCACGAAAAAAACACCGCAGAAUUCCGCGAUCCCGUUUUCGACUGUACAGAGCCUGAGAGCAUACAUGGCAACACGACCCUCCGCGAAAUGGAGGGCGCCAUUAGACCUCGCUAGUAUAUUUCGGUAACCAAUUCAAAUGCGAGAGAAGACUUGUACUUGCGCACACGGAAUUACUCGUUUGCUACCCAACAGCAAACUGCCGAUUUUAUUACGUGGGGUUAGGCCCCUUCGACGACAUUUCCUAUUUCGAGAACUUUUUGGCCUGCUGGCCUGUCGGCCUUAUUUCCGCUUAGAUAAGUCCAGAACAAAGUUCACAUUAUUCCUGGGGCUAUAUGUGGGCCAAUGUGAGAACUGGCUGAGGCUGAAGUCACGACGAGAGUUCCUGCUGUCAGCUGCCUUUGAAAACUUUUAUUCCCCGGCAUUUUUAGAGCGUAGAAAAUUAAUGGGCAAAAAAAAAAAAAAAAGAGCAUUCGACAUCAAUAACGUUAUGGACAAUAAAAAAUUUACUUGCGGCGAAAAAAAAAACAAGCUUGCGAAUAGCGGCGCUAAGCUUCUUCGCUCUCUAGCGCCUGUCAGUCAUUACCAAAUACGUCAUCACGAACAGCAUAGAUUGGUCAACCUGCCGAUCUGCUUGCGAACGGGCAGGAUUCAGGGGCUAGUCUUUCGCCCUAGUCCCUGCGCUUACUCGACCCUAACCGUAUUUAAGCCUAGUAUGUCUGGGCUAAAGCCACAUCUGGCGCUUUUCCUUGAGACUUGGCAACUUCUCUGCCGACGCGGCGGCUUCCCCGUUUCUCUUGGGCUUUUGAAAAGUCGCCGCAACAUGGAUUGUGACCUUGGCACGCCGCGGAAUCGUGAGCUAGUUGCAGAGUUAGCAGAGUUGGCAGAGUUUAGGUCCAAGACGCAGAAGAGAGUCCCUUGGCGUGACCGUAACUUCACCGAGUGCGUGCCAACUCGGGCUGGCUUCAUUGGGGGCCAUUGGAAUAACUCGGAGCUGUCAAGUCAAGCUUUUACUGUGUCUUGUGUUAGGAUUCUGAUCCUUGCAGCCGUGAUAACGUCCCCUCGUUAUCAGUAUUGAAAUUUCAUAGUACCUAGCGCUUGGGAAGAAAUCGCUCAACCCCCAAAAUUGACUAAAAUUGAUCAGUAAAAUCGAUGAACGAUGCUCUUCUUGGCUCCGCGAACGACUAUCGUUGCCCAAGAAGCACGUCGGUCAUUUAUAAUUAGAUGCUCUCAGGCCUGUGGUCCGCAUUCCAUUCCAUGCUUUUCGGUCCGGGAUACUAUGUUGGUCCUGUCAAUCCUUACGCUAAUCGGUGAAUAAUCGAACAAUCGAAAUACCCCGUCAAGCCUAGUCGACCUUUUACGCAUGUGUCUCCGACGUGUUUCGCAACGAGUUAGGUAUUCCACGCUGAGUAACCCGUUCUAAGACCGGUUCUCACAUAUUUAGGCAUAAUUCGAACUCUGGAAUACCAAUGAAGCUUCGAGUUAUCUUUAGAGUCAAUAGUCAAUAGGAUUUAUAGUCCCGACGAAGGACGAUAAGCAUUUCCGAGACGUCAUUGGCGGAAAUUAUUAUAAGGUUAAAAACUAGGUAGUCGAAAGAAAAGUUACCAGUCUUACGGAGACGGUAAAUAGCGGGUUCAUGAAAGGUACCCCUUUCUC